AAGUGUGUAGAAGAAUUUUUCGAAGUCCAGAGCAAUGCAAGAUAUACGACGUCCCAAAUAACGAUGCACACUUUCCACACUACUGUGCUCUAUUGUUUAUAGCUUUUUGUAUGCCUACUGAUGUUAAGUUACUGUAAACUACUGUUAGUGGCAAUUAGUACUACUCAUUCAUUAUGUAAGCAUAAACUGUCAUCAUGUUCUUCCUAUGUAGAACUUUAGGCUACGCUAAAGAACGAUUGGCUGGAUGCCCUUCCUGUUGCCAUUCUUUCAACGUUCCGGGGCGGAAUUUGUGCAACCAGACUUUCUGCCUGUAAUGGCCUCUUGCCAUCGAAUCCAGAUGUUGAAAAAUCACCAGAUUUUGCUGCCAUAAUGAAGAAUUUGAUGAGCCGUAUAUCUGUCUCAGGCCUAUCAAAAGAAAAAGAAGAAACUAUCAUUCAGCAACUGAAAACACUGAAGAAACAUCAGCACAUUUUUUUAAAAAAUCAAUUUUUGUAUGAUACAGUGAAAGUGUACUGUGCUGGAGAUAAUUCGGGGAAACCUUUGCUUGACAAAACUGGUGCAAUUAUUGCAACAGAAGAACUGCCUUCGCAUAUCAGAAUACAAAAACUUUCUCCAUUAACACCUGAAGAAGUGCAGGAAUUGAGAUACAUAGCAGCUGAGAGAAUUAUAGUGAGAAGUGCACACGUGAAAAAUCUAAUGUAUGAGUCAGGACUGCAAGUUGCUGAAUGGCUUCCACUUUCUGAGGGUGAAAAAAUAGUCACUAAAGCAAAGAAGAUCUUGAGUGAAGAUUUUAAAGCAUACUAUACAGUAGCACAUUUAUAUUUGGAUAAAACUCUUACAUUAUGGCAUACAUGCGACAAAAGUUAUAAUGCAUAUCUUAGUAAGUUGAAUUGGCUUGAGAAAAGAUGUUCACUUCAUCAUCUCAAACUAAGAAUUCUUGAAUGCAGGAUUUCACUGGCGUUUUAUUCUGAAGAACCACAACAAAUAGAGGCUCUUGAACUGUUAGAAGUUCUUUUGAAGGAGAAGUUGAGUGAACUCAGAACUGAACUUCAGAAACUACAGUCAACAACAACCCAAUACAACAUGCUAAAGGGUACAGAAUAUGAUGCCAUUCUUCAUCAGUAUAUUGAUGUGUUGAGAAAGCUGAAAGAACAGGCAUGGACACUGAAUCAAAUGUCAAACAGUUAAGAGUGUGUGUGAGAGAGAGAGAGAGAGAGAGAGAGAGAGAGAGAGAGAGAGAGAGAGAGAGAGAACCAUGUUUACAAUACUUGAAAUAAAUUAAAAGGUACAUUUGUUAAUUAUUAGUUACCAACAAUUGAAUCUUUUCAAUUAAUUCAGUGUGAUUUAUGGAAAAAAAAUCCUGAAGAAUUCAUCUGUAUUAUAGCUGUAUUGCAAUGUAUAUGUGUUGUUAACAUUUAGAAAAGUUCUGUGGUUUCAGAGUAUGUCUUUGUUUAAAGGAAACAAAGAAAGACUAGCCAGAGUAAAAACCUACACUAACGCAACAUGAAUAUUUGUAUAGGAUGGGCUAGUUAAACAUAUAUGUUAAAAGACUCUGUUAUUUAUUUUAUUUAUUUAGCAUAUGGCUAUACAUGCAACAUUAAUACAUCAAG
Messenger RNA from Schistocerca piceifrons (Central American locust), 1610 nucleotides. RefSeq lists its product as uncharacterized. The record is from RefSeq and is a predicted model, not a curated record. Gene Ontology annotation, cellular component: HAUS complex. Bases 370 to 1188 code for a protein of 272 amino acids. Lineage: Eukaryota; Metazoa; Arthropoda; Insecta; Orthoptera; Acrididae. The transcript has 5 exons. Gene Ontology annotation, molecular function: microtubule minus-end binding. Gene Ontology annotation, biological process: spindle assembly.